AUGUCUUGCUCCAGCCUGUGCUAUCCAGAAUGCGGGGUGGCCCGUCCCAGUCCAGUUUCUGGCAGCUGCAAUGAGCCGUGCGUUAGGCAGUGCCCUGACUCUGAAGUGGUCAUCAGACCAUCACCGGUUGUUGUAACCAUCCCAGGACCAAUUCUCAGCAAUUUCCCUCAGCAGAGUGAAGUGGGAGCCGUUGGAGCACCUGUGGUCGGAGCGGGCUACGGGGGCUCAUUCGGUUUGGGGGGAUUGUACGGCUUUGGAGGCCAUUACGGAGGAUUGUAUGGUUAUGGGGGAUUAGGUGGUUACGGGGGCCGUUAUGGUUAUGGGGGAUUGAGUGGUUAUGGGGGAGGUUACGGGGGAUUGUGUGGUUACGGGGGCCGUUAUGGUGGACUGUGUGGUUACGGGGGAGGUUACGGUUACGGGGGAGCAUGCGGUUCCGGGGUAUCUUGCCAUAGGUACCUGAGUGGAAGCUGUACACCAUGUUAA
Molecule: messenger RNA, 483 nt
Organism: Emys orbicularis (European pond turtle)
Lineage: Eukaryota; Metazoa; Chordata; Testudines; Emydidae
Product: claw keratin-like
Exons: 1
Coding region: 1-483 (160 amino acids)
Cellular component (GO): intermediate filament
Molecular function (GO): structural constituent of cytoskeleton
Source: RefSeq, a predicted model, not a curated record